AGAGAACCAAAAAGAAAAACAAAAAAGAAAAAUAGAGAAAUAAGGAAAAAAAGAGAGCGAUGGAAAUGGUGAUGCGGUGUUGGGAUUUGUUUAUAAGCAAAGAGACGACGAGAUAUAAGAGAAGAGGAGAGAGCAAAUCCUCAAUCAUUUUCACAUUUGGAUCGAAUAGAUACGGUACAGGAAACUGUAUAAUCUAAAAGUGAGAAGGUUGUUUCUGCAUUGGUAUGGGUUUGCCACAGAAUGCUUCAGAUGAGCAAGCCCAUGAAGCUUUGUCGUCUGCUUCAAGUUGCAGCAUUUCUCAAAGUCUGCCUGUAAAUGCCACUCCAUGUGAUUCAGACGGCGUUCACAGAGGCGAGGGAAGCCUUUGCUCCUCCAUUGGAGAAUUUGAUAGGGAAAAAACAUUGGGAACUUUUGGGUUUAGGGAUUGUUGGCCCGAGAUCACUGAAGUUCGAAGAAUAGUUGGUUUCCAAUCAAAUGAAACUAGUAGCUCAUCGAGUCAUGAACACUCGAGUAUCAGAUCUCAUGAAGGUGGAUCCUUAGUCAGGAAACGAGUGAGCUCUCCUCUGAAUACGCUUUUACCUGAAAAAUUCAUAGGCAACCACCUUGAUAUCGGCUGCAGCAACCAACAAAUGACUUCUGCUAGUCUUUCUAAUGCGCAAGAUCACAAAAAGGCCAAUAUCUCAGCGUCACACAGGAGUAAACUUUCAUCUAUCGUUUUCACGGAUGGUCCACUGCUUGACUCCAGUAAUUUGCAGCCUACAAAUGGUGUGUCUUGCUUAUAUUCACCAGUUCAUGUAACAUCUCAGAUACCGGUUAAGCCUAUACCAUGCCAUAAGAGUCUAUCCGUCUCUCCGUCACUUUCUCUGUCACCUCUUGGCCCGAGAUUUAUCGAGAGAAUGAAAGCUUUACAAGGGGGCCUAAAGAUCUUCGAAGAUAGUGUUUGUGUAAGGAAUACCGGUGAAGAAGCAGAGCUCCGCACCAUCCAGAGAGCGUUUUCAAUGGAGAGAGGUAUUGAAUCAGUUCCUACAUCUCCAUGUAAAAGGUUUAGUAGAAGCUUGAGCGGACGUCCCAUUCAAAGAUCAUUGGUUGGUUCUUUUGAAGAAUCCCUCUUGUCAGGAAGAUAUUCGAAUGGGCAAAGUAAUCAGAAGAUCGACGGUUUUCUUGCUAUUCUUAGUAUUGCUGGUGGAGACAUCUCUCCAAAAUCACAGAAGCUUCCAUUCUCAGUAACAAGUGUUGGUGAUGAUUGCUUCUUACUAUACUAUGCCUCCAUUGAUCUCUCUGGAAGAUCUCUACCGAACAAAUUAUGGGGACAGAAAUUGAAAACGAACCAAAACAACUCUGAUUCUCAGAAUAUUAAUAGCCGGUUGCGGAUACCUAUGAAGGGUCGGAUUCAACUGGUUUUAAGUAACCCUGAAAAGACACCUCUUCACACUUUCCUCUGUAACUAUGACUUAACUGACAUGCCACACGGUACAAAGACCUUCCUGCGCCAAAAGAUUACUCUAGCUUCGACAAAAGCCAAAAACUCCAUAGAUGCAGACAACCAAACUCUUGCAUCAAAAUCUAGCAAAGGUUCUGAUUCAGUGGAUGAAGUUAAUUCUCCAAGUGAGUGUGAGAACAAGAAGUGUCGUGAGACUUACAGAGAAACAGGACAAUGCUGUUCAAAGUCUGGAGUCUUACGCUACGCUCUUCAUCUUAAAUUUCUUUGCCCUUCACGCAAGAAAGCUUCAAAAUUAGGUCAGAAGAAAAGCUUGGAUGAUGGAGAGAGGAGAUUCUAUUUGUACAAUGACUUGAGAGUUGUGUUUCCUCAACGACACACAGAUUCUGAUGAGGGAAAGUUGAAUGUGGAGUAUCAUUACCCAGAAAAUCCAAGGUACUUCGACGUAACCAGCUGAAUCUACGAUUCCGAAGUUGUACGGUACAUUUGUUUUUCUUUUGGUAGAAGAACAAAAGUAAAAUAAUAUUGUACAUAGUCUAAAGAAUAAUCUAUUUAAAAGAUUUUAUAGCCAAAAGGCCCAUAGCCAUUGGUUUAAUAAAAUGGCAAUGGCCUACAUAUUUUCAGAUGGAUAUUGUUAUUAGCUAGGCUUUACGUAGACGACGACAAGCAUUCGGUUUUUGUAUGCUUUGGCGCCUAAAAUUAAAUUUACGGAUUGUUUAGAAUAUUAAAC
Molecule: messenger RNA, 2168 nt
Organism: Thlaspi arvense
Lineage: Eukaryota; Viridiplantae; Streptophyta; Magnoliopsida; Brassicales; Brassicaceae
Source: the annotation of a GenBank genome assembly